Messenger RNA from Carlito syrichta (Philippine tarsier), 7038 nucleotides. It is a transcript of the gene HNRNPC, whose product is annotated as heterogeneous nuclear ribonucleoprotein C (C1/C2). Gene Ontology annotation, molecular function: RNA binding. Bases 721 to 1731 code for a protein of 336 amino acids. The transcript is spliced from 11 exons. The record is from RefSeq and is a predicted model, not a curated record. Lineage: Eukaryota; Metazoa; Chordata; Mammalia; Primates; Tarsiidae. Gene Ontology annotation, cellular component: nucleus.
UUUGUGAAGAGACGACUGAGCGGUUGGUGCUGCGUUGCCGGUCUCCAGCAGCAGUCGGCUUCUCCACGAAGAACCCGGGAGUAGGAGACUCAAAAUCUUCUCUCCCUCUCCCCUCCUGGUUACAAAACACUUGAAUACAUAAGUUAGUGGAACUUUGCUUGAGGGCAGCAAGGCGAACCCCAUCCCUACUCACUGGAGCUCAGCUUUGAUUUUUUAACCUCCCUUCCCCACCCUUCCAGAACACACACAUUCCCAUUCCAAAACUGAUUUUAUAAAGACAUUUUAAACAUAAUGAUGCAACUUGGUAUGCACUACGGCAAUGUACAGGUGUUUUUUUUUUAAUUGUUUCCGAAAACGUGACCUGGAUUUAAGAUGUAAUUUUUAAAAUUUCUAUUUCUAUUUUUUCUGCAGCAGUUGGGUUAAAGGAGGAGGAUCCUUUUAGCCUUUCAUAAACUGACCUCUCUACUUCCUCGUGUAUUUUUAAGAUAGAUUGAUGAUGUGGAAAGGGCUUUGCUUGUCUGCUAUUGAGAACUUUAUCCUUGCGGUUUUUGUGGAAACUGCUUUUGGAAAGAGAAAAGAAAUGAACUUUACUGACUUGACAUUUUUACACCUCCCGUUUUUCUAAUCUGGGCUAUUUUUAUUUUUGUUUUUUUACAGUGAGAUUUUUUUGAUCUUCAGCUACAUUUUUCGGCUUCGUGAGGAACCUUAUCAUCAAACACAAUGGCUAGCAAUGUUACCAACAAGACAGAUCCUCGCUCCAUGAACUCCCGUGUAUUCAUCGGGAAUCUUAACACUCUUGUGGUCAAGAAGUCUGAUGUGGAGGCAAUUUUUUCGAAGUAUGGCAAAAUUGUGGGUUGCUCUGUUCAUAAGGGCUUUGCCUUCGUUCAGUAUGUUAAUGAGAGGAAUGCCCGGGCUGCUGUAGCAGGAGAGGAUGGCAGAAUGAUUGCUGGCCAGGUUUUAGAUAUUAAUCUGGCUGCAGAGCCAAAAGUGAACCGAGGAAAAGCAGGUGUGAAACGAUCUGCAGCGGAGAUGUACGGGUCAGUACCAGAACACCCUUCUCCGUCCCCUCUACUCAGCUCCUCUUUUGACUUGGACUACGACUUUCAGCGGGAUUAUUAUGACAGGAUGUACAGUUACCCAGCACGAGUUCCUCCUCCUCCUCCUAUUGCUCGGGCUGUAGUGCCCUCGAAACGCCAGCGUGUAUCAGGAAACACCUCACGAAGGGGCAAAAGUGGCUUCAAUUCUAAGAGUGGUCAGCGAGGAUCUUCUUCCAAGUCUGGAAAGUUGAAAGGUGAUGACAUUCAGGCCAUUAAGAAGGAACUGUCUCAGAUAAAGCAAAAAGUGGAUUCUCUGCUGGAAAACCUGGAAAAAAUUGAAAAGGAACAGAGCAAACAAGCAGCAGUGGAGAUGAAGAAUGAUAAGGUAGAAGAGGAGCAAACUACCACCUCCGUGAAGAAAGAUGAAACUAACGUGAAGAUGGAGUCUGAGGGGGGUGCAGAUGACUCUGCUGAGGAGGGGGACCUACUGGAUGAUGAUGAUAAUGAAGAUCGGGGGGAUGACCAGCUGGAGUUGAUCAAGGAUGAUGAAAAAGAGGCUGAGGAAGGAGAGGAUGACAGAGACAGCGCCAAUGGAGAGAACCAGCAAGCAUCGUUAAUGGCUGUCAUGUGGUCUGGGAGACUGAAGGACUUGGCCACAUACUCCUUUCUACUGACAGUUGACCUUUUUAUUUAAUAUGAGGAAAAUUCAGCCACGCUAAUGUCAAAUGGAGUUUUUCGACCCUAGUUCAGAUCACCUCGACCAAGAAAAUGUAUUUCACUUGAAUUUAGAGGCCUCCAAGAAAAAGUACUCUGAUAAAGAAACCAGUUGAUAAUAGUAAACAUGACAAAAUUGAGUGACAAAUUAGUUACAUAUAAUAUGCACUAUUGAGUUUAAGAGCCUCACUUGGGUUAUUGCUGUAAUUUACAGAUGACAGGAAUCACUAUGAUGAUUCUGACUAAUAAGCACUGUUGGAGAAUUUUAGUGUUUGCAAAGGAUCUUGAUGUAGAGUAAUACUGUAACCCGUUAAACUGUUGUAGACAUAGCUACCUGAUGGGAUAACAUUUUUUCAAAUGAUCAGUAGAACAAAGGACAAAGUAAAUUGAGAAAACAUGGUUACAUUAGUAACUUUCAAGUUAAUUUUUAAAAUGUAAGGAAAUCUCAAAAAAAAAAAAAACCUGUUUAAAGAGUCUUAGAGUAAAAGCACCCUUUGUAAGUAGAACUGCAUAGCAUAAGAGAAGGAAGAAUAGUGUAAUGUGGUAAAUGCAAAAACAGUAGACAUCGAAGCCCAAGAUGAAUGGCGAUGAAGAUGUGGAUUAUUUUAUUCUAGUGGUAAUCAGAAUUGAAGAUUGAGAAAAACAUGUAAGCUCUGACAAGAUUUUUGCUUGCGCAAAAGUAACUCCUACAGUCCUUACAUAUAUCUAGAAAAGAUGUGAUCAGAAUAAUGAUAUUUGUGAAGUGGAAUAGUUCUUAACCUUGAAUGUGUAUUAAAGAUACCCGGGGGCUUAUAAGAUCCUGAUGUCCUGGCAUGUGCUCCAGAUAGGUAAAUCUCUGUGGUUGGCAUUCAUCAAUAUUUUGCAAGUUGCUUUAUUUCUAGUUUUCCACCCAAAUAGGGCACCACUACACCUUAAGGCAAAAACCAGCACUCAUGGUAAAGAUGGGCAGGGAUUAGGAAAGGACAUGGUGCUUAGAGGGUGUCUACCCAAUGAGCCUGGCUACUAGGGAGGUUAGUAAAAGAAGCCCUUGCAUAUGUUGUGAGUUAAGUGCAGUAUGAGGAAAUGGUGGCUGGUAUGUUAUAAAAGAACCAAACGCAACUGAAAGCGUCAAGGUGUACCUGCAUUGAAAUUUAUGUACCAAAGUCUAGAAUGGCAUUUGGGCAGGUAGUUAAAAGGUUAGGGGAAAGCUGGAGUAGGAGGGGAAAAACGCUUGUUUUCUAAGAUGACAGCAAAAACCAUUAAAAGUAAAUUUGCCCACCAUUCUUAGGACGUUUUGUCAGCAAAACUAAUGACGGAAAUGUCUUACAAUGCAUUGACCAAGAUAUAGCUAGUGACAGGUUGUUGAGCCUUGAGAUGUGGCUUGUGUGACAAAGGAGUUGGAUUUAAAAUUUUAUUUUAGAGUCGUGGCUUCUUUAUUGGAUAAUACAGUGCUUAGAGAAUAUUCAGUUUUCAAGCAAGUAGUGGCUACUAAAACUUAACACAAACAAAGGUAAUUACUUCCAAAAUGUUUCAUUGUUCUUGACUUCCUUGGUAAUAUUUUUGUAGGUUCAAGACCCUAUACUCUAAUAUUGAAGUUGUCUCUAGUAAGGACAUCUAGUAAGUUGCAGGCUUAAUCUAUAACAAAAUAUAGUAUAUUUGUCGGUUGUUUUGAGCUCAAGACAAGUAGAACUUUUUGUGGGUAUUACAUGUAUUCAGUAUGCUAGGUGUAAGCAGUUAACAUAUAGUCUUACUUGAUUUUCAGUAGUCAUAUUAGGUAUGUCUGCAAGUAAUUUCUGUGUUUCAAGGAGUUUCCGAGAGAUCAAGUACCUUGUUCAAAGCCCUGUGGUUAUUAAAGCUAAGAUUUCAACUUAUGUUCUGACUUAAUAUCCAUGGGUUCUAGGCCCUAGAGGAAAUGGUGUCUUUGAACUCUAGUCCUGAGUCAGAGAAAAUGACUAAACUAUUUCCUGACUACAGGUAACAACAGUAUAUUCUUAACAAAAAAGAGGUAAAAUAUCCCCACAGUGUUUUUCUGCUUAUUCUGUUAACUAAAGUCUAGAGUGGUUCAAUUGCAAAUCACAUUGAAAAAUUCUCAGCUAACUGAAAGCCUAUCAUUUCGUGUAAUUUUGUUGGGAUUCAGAAAUGCAGCAAGAAUACAGCCUCACCCAUCCAUCUUAGCCCUUUUGUGGCAUCCAGAACAUCUUAAAAUAGAUUUUCUUGUAGUUCAGACAAUUUAAACUUCCAUGUAUCUUGCAAAAAUUGCUGUCAGGACAAUACUGUGAUUACAUUUCUACCAUGACCUGUUAUAAAUAAGCACCUGGUGAUGUCAUUGCAAGAGGUCAAAAGGUAACGUCUUCACAAAGGAACUUGUGAAAGAGGUCUACUGACACAGAUUCAAGUCUUUUUGUAGACCCACACAAGUCAUAAUAGUGAAUUUGGGACAUAAGCUCCCUCCCCCAAGAAAUCCUGGACCCAAGAAUCAAUUUGUAGUUUAAUGACUCUGGAAACUCAGAUUGGUCCUUGUUUAACAGCUUUUAUUGUCUGUUUUGUCCUUGUUUUUAGGAGACCAGCCUUACCCAGAUGUACAGUAUUCUUUUUUGCUUAGAACUUGUGUUGCUUUUAGUUGACUCAUCCAGCCAAACUUGCCCUUUCUCCAGAACUUUAUAUCCACUGCACAAAAGCUGCUUCUGUAUCACCAGCGUCCUGUUAACUGAUCACCUCUAGAGACAGUGAUUGCUGUCAUUCAUCCACUCUCACCUGGGAAUACAAUCUUCUCACAGCUCAGUGGCUCUGCUGUCCACCCACACACUCCUCCUGCAUGUGAAACAAGCUCAUAGCCCUCUCAGUGACUUAUGCUGCCUUGUCCUAUUAGGCACCCACCUGGAUUUGUAAGGAUAUUUUCCUUGAAAACACUAGCCUCCCAGCAGAGUUGUCACUUUGCUGAGAAGUCUUCGGUUGAUCUCAUUUUCCCUAGCUUUCUACAGAUGUUGGGAAGCACUGCCCAACCUUUGGUGUAUUUGAGGAGUCCUUUUUUAACUUUUCUGCACAGAUUGCAGUCUCCUGCCUGCCCUUUGCCUUUUGGCUGUUACUCUUUCAUUGGUUGUUCUUAUAAUGGCAGUUAUAGCCUGUAUAGUCUUGUCAAUGUCUGUUGAAUUUUCUCUCCAUCUCGACUGCUACCAUCCCAAUCCAAGCUUUUAUCACCUUGUUGCUUCUGGGUUAACCCGUUGUCCAUACAACAGCCAUAUUGAUCUUUUCAAAACAUGCAUAUAAUCAUGGCACUUCUUGACUUAAAAUCACUCUGGCUUUAUUUCCCCUUAGGUAGGAUAAUGACACUUGGAAACAGUGGUCUGGCCCUUGCUUAUCAAUCUAGGCUCUCUACCAGAUGCUGCCUCACUUUCCCCGUAGCAGUCACAUUGAACUUGUUUCUCUUACUCCUUAUACUUCCCACCCAUUUGGUUCACCUACUACUCAUCCUUCACGUUACUGCUCAAGUGUCACUUCAGGAAGCCUACCUUGCCAUAGGUUCUCAGAAGCAGGAGUAUCAUCUUUGUAAUGCUAGUCAUACACAUCAAUAUGCAUGAUUAUUUAAUGUGUUUUUCUUAGAAUGAAAUUCAGCAGGGACAAUGCCUAUUACUGUUCAUUACUAGAUCUCCAGUGCUUAGCACAGUGUUUAAAACAAAUCGAUGUUGAAUGAAGAACUAGAAAAGGGAGAGGGAAAAAUGGGGAGAACGAUUGGCCCUCCAUGAGGCAGUUUUAGAAACAAAGCUUGGCUGAAGAAUUGAUUUUUCACAGCACACCUGGUGCCUGUCUCACGUGAGUGCACUGGCCUUACUUUCACUGAAAUAGUUGGCAGUCCCUUCCCAAUGUCAGCCUCCCGCAAAUCCCUCAGUAAUACAUGUCUGAUGCCAAGGGGGUGUGAGGCAUCAGAAAGAUAAAUGUGCCCAUUGCAGUUAAUCUUUCAGUAUCUUUAGGUCCAAUAUACCUUACAAAGCCCACUCUUUACCACUCAACUCCUGCAUUCUUUUAACUUUUAAAAUUAAAGCAUAUACUAUAAAACGGGCACAUCUUAGUCACACUGCUUGAAGACAAUGAAGUGAACAUAUAUACACCUGUUUGAGCACCGCUUGUCAGGAUGUGGAAUAUAACUAGCAUCCCAGAAACCACCUUAUCAUCCUUGCCCCCACUGGGUAACAGUCAUUCUUCUGACUUGUAUCACCAUAGAUAGGUUUUGCUUGUUUUUGAGCUGUAUAUAAAUGGUAGUUCAGGCUUCUCUGUGAGUGAGAUGUGAGAGAGAAAAACCUGGAUGCAAUAGUUUAUUUGGAGGUUGGUUCCAGGAUGCAGGGAUGGGCAAGUGGCAAGAGUUAAGGAAAAACCAAUAUAUGGGUGUUAUUGAAGUUGAAUACGUAAUGCUUCCCAAGUUUUCUGACUUACAGGAGACUAGGAGACUGAACUAUUUGGCUCCUGAUCCCAAUUGAUUAAGAGAUGCCCUCAAGGAGGUUCACUUCCUUGCAAUUCAGAGCUGCAGCUGACCUUAGUACGCUCCAGCAGCACUGAAGGACAUUUGGAUUGUUUUCAGUUUGGGGUAACUGCUAUGAGUAUUCUUGUACAUGUAUUUUGGGAACAGACGUAUACAUUUCUGUUGGAUAUGUAAUCGAGUGGAAUUGCUGAUUCCUAGAGAAUGUACAUUCAACUUUACUAGAUCUAGCCAAAUACUUUUCUAAAGUGAUUAUGCUAGUUUAGACCUUCAGUAGCUGUAAAUGAACAUUUCAGCUGCUCCACAUCCUUGUUAGCACUUAGUAUUGUCCUUUCAAUUUUAGGCUUUUUAAUGGGUGUGUAGUGGUACCUCACUUGGUGUUUGCUUUUUGUAAACUAUUGAAGUGUAAAUUACAUAAAGGUACACAAAUGUACAGCUGUGACUUGUCACUGAACACACACACAAACCCACAACAAAUUAAGAAUUGGGACAUCACCAGCACUCCAGAAUCCCCAUGCGUGUUCUCUUCCAGUUGCUAUACCACUGUCCUAAUGAUGUCUGUAUCCCAAUACAACACCAUAGAUUUCUUUUGCCUGUUUUUGAGCUUCAAAUAAAUGAGAUGAUGUAUUCUGUACUCUUUUGUGUCUGGCUUAUUUGAUUCAACAGUAUAUUCAUAUAGUUCUUCUAUAUUGAUGCAUGUUGUAGCUUGUUCAUUCACACUGUUGUGUAAAGUAUUGCAUUGUAUAAAUAUACUCAACUGAUUCAUUUUGUUUACAUGCAUUUGGGCUGUUUCAAGUUUUGGCUAUUAUGAAUAAAGCUUCUAUGAACAUUCUAGAA